UUAAUAUUGUCAUUUGAAAAUGGUGUCAGUGGUGUCAUCAAAUUAUUCUGUUUCAUUAAUUUUUGAUAAUUUCAAAUAAUUUAAAGAGCUAUAUUAGUUCAGUUUAAGGCUCUAAACUCGCUAACUAAUACACCAUUUGACCUUAUCGAUUUGUGAUCUAGUUAUUGAAAACAUUGAACAUGAAGUACUCAACUUCUCCACCGCCUACUCCUAGUUUGAUUAACUACCCCAGGAGUACUUCUCCACUACCAGCUCCUGCCAACUACCAAGCCACGACCGCUAGCGCCGCCGUCAAACGGUACAAAUACCUCCGGAGACUCUUCAAAUUCAAUCAAAUGGACUUUGAAUUCGCAGCCUGGCAAAUGGUAUAUUUGUUUGUUGCCCCACAGAAAGUGUUUAGGAAUUUUAACUAUAGGAAGCACACAAAAUCACAGUUUGCACGAGACGAUCCAGCAUUUUUAGUUCUACUUAGUGUAUGGCUAUUUUUAUCAUCAAUAUGUUUCGCGGUAGCCAUGGGGCUGAGCUGGAGUCGCGUGGUCGGGUUUGUGCUGUUUGUGGUCUUUGUGGACUUCAUAGGAGCCGGCAUCCUGGUGUCCACAAUCUUCUGGUACUUGUGCAACAAGUACCUGAGACGGGACCAGGACCUGCCGGACGUGGAGUGGGGAUACGCGUUCGACGUCCACAUCAACGCCUUCUUCCCGCCACUGUCGCUGCUGCACUGCUUCCAGAUUGUUCUGUUUAACAAUCUACUGAUCCACGGCGGUUUCCUUUCAUGCCUGGUCUCUAACACAUUCUGGCUGGCAUCCAUCAUAUACUAUUUGUACAUAACCUUCCUUGGAUAUAGCAAUCUGCCAAUGAUCCAAAACGCUCGAGUGUUCCUUCUGCCACUGCCGAUCCUUGUGGUUGUGUACCUCGGCACCGUGCUGGCUGGAUGGAACCUCAGUAUGAUGCUGAUCAACUUCUACCAUUACAGAUUACUAUAGUCAAAACGAUAUUUCAUAACAAAGACCUCCUCACAAUGGAUAAAAUGCAAACUAUCAAAAUCAUUUAUUCAGAAAUUAUGCCUUCACAGGCACUUUUUCACGUCAUAUUCUAAAUUAAAUUAUAUUUACCAAAGCUACGAACUACUCUUCGUAGAUGGCGACACAGGCGCAUACGGAAAACAAACGAAUGUCAUUUGUUAUGUUUUGACAGACUUGUCAUAGUCAAAAAAUACUCAAUUUCAAAGUCAAUUUUCGGCGAACGAUAAAGCCAUAAAAAAAGACUUCAACGUUUAUCCACAAGGAAAGGCUCAUACAGCCAUAAUCAGGAUCUAGUACAUGUAUAAUUUCAAGGAUAAAGAUAACUAAUAGGCACGAUGCACGAUGAGCGACAAAAGAUAUAACCGCUCUGUUCAGUUUUUCUCGAUACGCGUUCCUUGUAUGAGCGACGAAUGUAUGACGUGACGGUGUCUAUACUAUCUACUACGGAUUAUUCGAUUGCCUAAAGAUAAGAGAGGAGGUGUCUUAAAAUAUUAUUUUUUUACAAACUGGCGAAAUAGUAAUAGGAAAGUAUUAGAGAUUGGUUUAUCAAAAUGUCUUGAGAAGUUUAAUUCAUACUUACUUUUGAAAUAGUAACAUACAUUUAUAUAUUUUCUUAUGUCUGAAUAAUUAAUAUACUGUUGUAAAUACAUAAUAUAGGAACGUAAAAGUGAUUUUAAUAAAGGUUAUCUGAUAUAUGAUGUCAAAAUUGUUGAAAAAAAAAACACACUGUAUAAAUAAAACUAUUGUAAUUAUCUAAAAGAAUUGUUUAAUUCAAUUAUGAGAUAAUCAGUAUACCUAAGUCUAUUGUACAUAAAUUUGUUUUAUAUUAAAAUUAUUAAUUAAAGGA
Plodia interpunctella (Indianmeal moth) is the source of this 1869-nucleotide messenger RNA. RefSeq names its product Unc50 RNA binding protein (gene Unc50). The coding region runs from base 180 to 983 and encodes 267 amino acids. Lineage: Eukaryota; Metazoa; Arthropoda; Insecta; Lepidoptera; Pyralidae. The record is from RefSeq and is a predicted model, not a curated record. Gene Ontology annotation, cellular component: Golgi membrane. The transcript is spliced from 6 exons.